Messenger RNA from Cynara cardunculus var. scolymus (artichoke), 4028 nucleotides. RefSeq names its product DNA-directed RNA polymerases IV and V subunit 2-like. Gene Ontology annotation, biological process: DNA-templated transcription. The transcript is spliced from 7 exons. Gene Ontology annotation, cellular component: RNA polymerase II, core complex. Bases 220 to 3741 code for a protein of 1173 amino acids. NCBI's taxonomy places the organism in Eukaryota, Viridiplantae, Streptophyta, Magnoliopsida, Asterales, Asteraceae. Gene Ontology annotation, molecular function: ribonucleoside binding; DNA-directed RNA polymerase activity; DNA binding. The record is from RefSeq and is a predicted model, not a curated record.
GCUGAGCUUUAGAUUGAAGUCUUAAAUCUGAAAUAGGAAAUGGACUUACAUAGUUACAUGUAGAAUGUUUCCUUAAUUAGUAGAUGGAUCAUGUUGUUUUCUUCCCCUUUUACCAUCUUUAAUAUUUAAAUAUUUAAUUUUUCCCACAGAUUCUUGACGUGAGGGUGCAUUAGGUGGCUUCUGGUAGUGAAGAGGUUUUAAGAGAAUCUGUAUAUAUUGAUGCAGAUGGACACCUAUUGUAACAAUAAUGGUAUCAUGGAAUCAAAAUUAACGCCGGAUCUGAGUGAGAAACUAAUAGAGGAUUUCUGUAAAAAAGCAUCCACAUCCUUUUUCGAACAACAUGGGCUAAUAAGCCACCAGAUUAACUCUUACAACGACUUCCUAAGAAAUGGAAUUCAAAAUGUCUUUGAUUCUUUGGGUGAGAUCAAUGUUCAGCCUGGACAUGACCCCUCUGAAAAUGAAACUGUACGGAGAUAUGCCUCUGUCAAGCUUGGAACGGUCACCUUAGAGAGGCCAAUGUUUUGGGCAGGUGAGAACUUCUCAACUGAAAGUGGUUCAGAGUACCUGAUCCUCUUGCCUAAACAUGCUCGCCUUCAAAAUAUUACCUAUUCAUCCAGGAUGAGUGUUCAGAUUCAGUAUGAGGUAUAUACUCAAGAGACGGUUGAAAGUGAUAUCCUGGAAACUGGAAAAGAGCACGUGGGGAAAAAGGUUUUAUUGGAAGAUAGUAGAGAUAUUACCAUUGGCAGGUUACCUGUGAUGGUCAAGUCUGACUUGUGCUGGAUGAGCGACAUAACAAAAGGCGAUUGUGACUUUGAUCAUGGAGGGUAUUUCUUAAUCAAGGGAUCUGAGAAGACUUUCAUUGCACAAGAGAAAUCUUGUUUGAAGAGACUUUGGUUGAUUAACAAUCCAAUCUGGACGGUCAAAUAUCGCUCAUCUAUUGGAAAGGAAAGGGUCUACGUUAAGCUUCUUGACACUCAUAUUAGAGGAGGGGGGAAAGUCAUUACAGUGUAUUUGUUUAACUCGGUGGAGAUUCCUAUAUGGAUCUUGUUCUUUGCUCUUGGUGUAUCCUCUGACAAAGAAGUGGUUGAUUUAAUUGAUGCUGAAGCUAAAGAUAAUACUAUUGUCAAUACACUUCUUGCAUCAAUUUACGAUGCUGAACAGAAGUUUAAGGACUUCAGGAAGGAGGGGAAGGCUUUUAAUCAUCUUUCAGAGGCACUUAGGCAGAAAUGGAGCUACACACCUAAACAAACCUUCAAAAGCUGCAUCGAAGAAAUUUUGUUUCCUAAUCUUCAUGGGUUUAACCGAAAAGCUAGGUUUCUCGGGUAUAUGGUGAAAUGUCUGUUGGAAGCUUAUACUGGUCGUAGGAAAGUUGAUGAUAGAGAUAGUUUCAGAAGCAAGCGGGUGGAAUUGGCAGGCGAGCUACUUGAGAGAGAACUAAGAGUUCACUUGAAACAUGCUGUUAGGCGAAUGAUAAAGGCUUUGCAAAGAGAUCUUUGGGGAGAACGCCCUUUACACCCAAUUGAGCACUACUUGGAUGCAUCAGUUGUUACUAAUGGUCUUUCAAGGGCAUUUUCAACAGGUGCUUGGGUACAUCCUUAUAAGCGGAUGGAGAGAAUCUCUGGUGUGGUGGCCCAUCUUAGGAGAGCAAAUCCUUUGCAGAUGAUGGCUGACAUGAGGAGAACACGUCAGCAGGUUCAGUAUACAGGGAGGGUUGGAGAUGCCAGAUACCCGCAUCCUUCACACUGGGGAAAAGUCUGUUUUAUGACUACUCCAGAUGGAGAGAACUGUGGAUUGGUAAAGAAUUUCUCCAGUACUGGUCUUGUGAGCACUAACGUCCCAGAAAAUCUGUUUGAUGUAUUAAUCAAGUGCGGAAUGAAAGAAUUAGUUGACGACAUUUCAACAUCACUUGGUGGAAAGCACAAAGUUUUUGUUAAUGGAGAUUGGGUUGGAAUAUGUGAUGAUGCUGCUUCACUUGUUGAUGUCAUUAGAAGCAAACGGCGCAGAAAGGAAAUACCGUAUCAGGUGGAGAUUAAACGAGAUGAGAAGCAUGGGGAAGUGCGUAUAUUCUCUGAUGCUGGAAGGCUUAUGCGGCCUCUUUUAUUCGUUGAGAAUUUAAAAAAGAUUAAAUUUCUGAAAGGGUCUGAUUAUUCCUUUCAAAAUCUUUUGGAUAAUGGAAUUAUUGAGCUCAUUGGGACCGAAGAGGAAGAAGAUUGCUACACAGCAUGGGGAGUUCAGUAUCUUUUUCAUGAUAAAAGUUCACAUCUUUACACACAUUGUGAGCUUGAUAUGUCGUUUCUCUUGAGUUUGAGCUGUGGAAUAAUUCCUUUUGCAAAUCACGAUCAUGCAAAACGAGUCCUCUUCCAGGCUCAAAAACACUCUCAACAGGCCAUAGGAUAUUCGACAACUAAUCCAAACAUUAGAGUCGAUACCCUCAGUCAUCAGUUAUUUUACCCCCAAAAGCCACUUUUUCGAACUUUUCUUUCUGAUUGUCUUGGAGCACCCAAAUAUAGUAACAGCCAUAACGGAGGAAUGCAGUCAAGAGAUGAAUAUUACAAUGGACAAUGUGCUAUUGUUGCUGUAAAUGUUCACCUUGGUUACAACCAAGAGGAUUCAUUGGUAAUGAAUCGUGCUUCACUAGAGCGUGGUAUGUUUAGAUCAGAACAUGUUAGAAGCUACAAGGCGGAAGUUUGUAACAAGGAAUCCUUUGGGAAGAAGGGAAAGCUUGAGGAUAACAUAAUCUUCGGGAAAAUCCAAAGUAAAAUCGGCCGUGUAGACAACCUAGAUGAAGAUGGAUUUCCAUAUGUUGGUGCCAACUUAAACAGUGGUGAUAUUGUCAUAGGAAAGUAUGCAGAAUCAGGGGGUGAUCAUAGUAUCAAAUUGAAGCAUGGUGAAAGAGGAUCCGUGCAGAAAGUUGUACUAUCUGCUAAUGAUGAUGGAAAAAACUUCGCCACCGUAUCUCUGAGACAGGUACGUUCACCAAGUCUCGGCGACAAGUUCUCAAGCAUGCAUGGGCAGAAAGGGGUUUUGGGGUUUUUGGAGUCUCAGGAGAACUUUCCUUUCACGAUAGAAGGAAUAGUUCCAGAUAUUGUAAUAAACCCGCAUGCGUUUCCUUCUCGCCAAACUCCAGGUCAGCUGCUUGAGGCUGCAUUGGGCAAGGGGAUUGCCUUGGGUGGCUCAUUGAAAUAUGCCACCCCUUUUUCUACCCUCUCUGUUGACGCCAUAACCGACCAACUUCACAGGUGUGGAUUUUCAAGAUGGGGGAAUGAGAGAGUUUACAAUGGGCGUACAGGGGAAAUGGUUGAGUCUCUGGUGUUCAUGGGACCCACCUUUUACCAGAAGCUGGUCCACAUGUCGGAGGACAAGGUCAAGUUCCGUAACAUCGGGCCCGUCCAUCCUCUCACACGACAACCGGUGGCGGACCGCAAGCGUUUUGGUGGGGUCAAGUUUGGGGAGAUGGAGAGGGACUGCAUCAUAGCCCAUGGUGCAACCGCCAACCUAUACGAGCGCCUCUACACACUCUGUGAUGCUUCACAUAUGCACAUCUGCAGGAAAUGCAACAACAUGGCGAGCGUGAUCCAGAGGUCGGUCCCACGUGGACCCAAGAUUCGUGGACCCUACUGCCGUUUCUGCGAGUCCGUUGAAGAUGUCGUGAAGGUGAACGUGCCAUAUGGGGCCAAAUUACUUUGGCAGGAGCUCUUCAGCAUGGGAAUUGCUAUCGAGUUCAAUUCGGAGCUUUGCUGAAUGACUUGUUUCCGCAUGUAUAAAUUAGGCAUGUAAUUUGCUGUAAGCAGAAACUGGAUAAGGUGCUCUAACUCUUAAUUGUACUUGUUCAUGACUUAGGGUGAUUGGAUUUGCAUUUUGAAACUGAUUAUUUUGACUUAAAAGUCAUAAUAAUCUGUUUUAAUGUGUGGGUAAAGUAAUUAUUCUGAUUCUGAUUCUGAUUAUUUUGGGGUCAAAAAACUAGGUUUUGAUAAUCAGUCUCAUACUGGCUGUAACAAAAUUCUUAUCUAAGAAAAAGUAAAAUUACU